GCUGCCACCAGGACAAGCAGCAUGUGAAGAUGCCGAUCAUCUUUAGAUGGUGGAAGAUUUCUCUGAGAAGUGAGUUUCGGUCAGCAAAACCUGGAGAGACAAAGGAAACCCAUGAAGAUUUCUUAGAGAACUCUCAUCUUCAAGUACAAGUCGCCUUAAUAUUUGGUGCAAGAAUAUUAGACUAUGUCUUCAACCUGUGUGAAGGUAAAUUUGACUACCUGGAGCGGCUCUCAGACAAACUGCUGAUAAAGAUCAUCUGCUACCUGGACCUUGAAGACAUUGCCAGGCUUGCUCAGACAUCAAGCAGGUUUGCAAAGCUGUGCAAGUCUGACUCACUGUGGGAGCAGAUAGUUCAGUCGGCCUGUGACACCAUCACCCCCGACAUGCGGGCCCUCGCGAAGGAUGUGGGCUGGAGACAGGUGUUCUUCACCAACAAGAUCCAGCUCCAGAGGCAGAUUCGAAGGAAGAAAAGACAGGGAAAGCAGGAGAAGAAGCAUGCUUAGGGGCCAGCUGUCCCCAUCAGUGGGGCCACAGAUGGUGCUUCUCUUCAGACCUAAAUUUCAUUCUCUUAUCAACAAUUGUUGCUGAUUCCAGGAAUCACUUGAAAACCACAUUUUGUACACACACACAAAUCCACCCAGUGCCUUGCUUGAGCAACCACCUCCGUCCUUCUCAGGGCUACAAGACAGGAAGCCUCUCAGGCACCACCUUCCAGAUCGCCUAUUGCCCUUGGGGGAAGAGGCACUUGUUGUGUAUGAACUAACAAUAAAGCGUUAUUGGCAG
Peromyscus leucopus (white-footed mouse) is the source of this 783-nucleotide messenger RNA. RefSeq names its product F-box only protein 36. The transcript has 4 exons. Lineage: Eukaryota; Metazoa; Chordata; Mammalia; Rodentia; Cricetidae. The record is from RefSeq and is a predicted model, not a curated record. Gene Ontology annotation, molecular function: protein binding. The coding region runs from base 30 to 503 and encodes 157 amino acids.